AUGAUCAUCCCGACGCUCUCUACACUUGCUGGCCUGUCCGUGCUGCUUGCGUUGCCGCCCGCAGCCCAGGGUGCACCAAUGCUGUCCAGGGACGCCAAGUGUCCAUCCUACUUGCUCAUCGAAGCACGUGGUACUGGCGAGCCACAAGGCCCCUCUCUCGGCUUCAAGACGAUGAACGCACGGAUCCUGGCCACUGUUCCCAACGGCACCGACUAUCCGGUCGUCUACCCUGCCGACCCGUUUAACCAGGUCGACGUCGGAGUGCGCGACAUUAUCCGUGAGAUCAACGCACGCCUCGCCGACGACCCGGACACCUGCUUUGUCCUGCAGGGCUACUCGCAGGGCGCCACGGUCAUCACCGAGACCAUGAACCAGCUCAGCGGCGCGCCCUUUGACGCCGUCAAGGCCGCCAUCCUCAUCGGCGACACGACGCACAAACCCAACCUGGACUGCAACGUCGACGGCGAGGGCGGCAACUCGACAAAGGCUGCCAUCGGCGUCCUCUCUGCCUUCUACAAGGGCGUCCCUGACAGCUGGGUGUCCAAGACCAAGGAUAUCUGCAUCUUUGGCGAUGGCGUCUGCGAUUCCUUGCACGGCAUCGGCACGACGGCCCAGCACUUUUUCUAUCCGUUCGACAGCUCGGUGCAGAACAUCGGUGCCACGUUUGCCAUCGAUGCUCUCCAGUAG
This is a messenger RNA of Sporisorium graminicola, 687 nucleotides long. RefSeq lists its product as uncharacterized. The transcript has a single exon. The record is from RefSeq and is a predicted model, not a curated record. Gene Ontology annotation, molecular function: hydrolase activity. Lineage: Eukaryota; Fungi; Basidiomycota; Ustilaginomycetes; Ustilaginales; Ustilaginaceae. The coding region runs from base 1 to 687 and encodes 228 amino acids.